GCAUGCAGAUACAUUCGGUCUCAAGAUCUGAUAGACAGACCACGCGAGAAGUUUUGCGCAACAAUGUUGAGUCGCGUCAUUUUUCUGAUUUGUUGUAUUUUAAUGGGUGAUAUUGUGAUAGCGUCGAAACCAUUGUCGAUUUUAGUGGUAGAGCCUGUUCCGUCGCCUAGCCACCACGUCUGGACGGAGCAUUUGGUUAAAGGACUACUUCGCAAAGGUCAUCAUGUACACGCAGUCAGCAUAUUAGAGACUAAGAUCAAGGGUAAACUCGCGCAGAAUUUAACAUACGCCGUUUUCGAUGAUCUAAUGGAUACUUAUGAUGAAUCUAAUAAAUAUGACCCACUUGAAUGGCAGAAGUAUAGCGUAUUUUAUACGGCAUAUUUUGUAUAUCAGUGGGGUAUUAACGCAUGUGACACAAUGAUAAAAACUAAACCAGCGAGAGAUCUUUUGAAAGUUAUUAAAACAGUCGAGUAUGACGUAAUAGUGCAAGACGUUACUUCAAUUCAAUGUUUCUACGGAUUAUGGGAGAUUGCUAAAGGCAAGCCACCCAUAGUAGGCUAUAUUCCUUUUGGUGCUACACCUUAUCUUAAGGAUUAUAUCGGUGGUCCAAGUUAUCCGACUGUUCGAUCUUACACACAUGCAGCCAUUGCAAAACCUGAAGGUUUGUGGCUGAGAACGUGGAAUACUUUAUAUUACAUUGUAGAUGAUCUCAUACGACAUUACUAUUUCUUCCCUAUUAUUCAACGACUUACUGAGGAAUAUGUAGGCCAUGCAAUUAGACCAUUACAUAAAAUAGAAAGAGAAAGUAUAAACAUUGUACUAAUUAAUAGUCAUUCUGCGCUCGAAUCUGCGAUACCAAUGCCACCGAAUACCCUAGAGAUUGCAGGAUUGAAUGCUCAGGCCGUGCAACCAAUUGCCGGCGAGGUAAUCGUAACGUAUCCUGAGGAUGUGCGCAUAUUUCUUGACGGAGCAAAAAAUGGAGCUAUCAUAAUAUCGUUAGGAACGAAUGUGAAAUGGAAACAUCUCAAUUUAGACACGGUUAAAUCUGUUAUACGGGCUCUGUCGAAACUCAAGCAGCGAGUGCUGUGGAAGUUAGAUAUUGAAGUGCCAUUUGAGAUACCGGAAAAUGUGAUGGUUAUGAAAUGGAUGCCUCAAAGCGAAGUUUUAUCUCAUAAAAAUGUAAGAGCAAUCUGGACACAUGGUGGUCUUCUGAGUGCGCAGGAAGCUAUUUGGAAAGGCGUACCAAUGAUCGUAAUGCCUUUCUUUGGAGAUCAAAAAUCCAACACAAGAAUAUUAGUAGCUAAAGGCGUUGCCAUAUACUUGGACAUUACAACUUUGUCCACGCAGUCGAUAUUACACGCAGUUGAAGAAAUACUUUAUAAUGAAAGUUAUACGAGAAACAUGAAACGGUUAUCCAGCGAAUUCCGGGAUCGGCCAAUACCGCCAUUAGAUUUAGCUGUUUGGAGUGUUGAAUACACCGUCCGCCAUCCAAAUGGAACUUUAGUAACACCGCUGAGAUCUCAGAGCUGGGUGGAACGAAAUCUGAUUGAUGUUUACGCAUUUUUAUUUCUUAGUUUCUUCAUAAUAUUGUUAAGUAUAUUCUUUGUAAUAAAACUAUUGAUUAAUCUUUAUUAUAAUUAUGUGUACACUGCAUCUAAUUUACGCAAGAGUAAACAAGCGUAAGUCGCAUUAAAAUGUAUUAACAGGCUUUGCGUGCUGUAUAUAAUGUUAAUGUAAAGAAGUGAAUAUAGCAUAAAUAUCGAAAAUGUUGUAUUAAUUGCAUUGAUAUUGUAAUUAAUAAUAAAUUUUGUUAUACUAAAUUGUAAAAAAAAAUGAAGAUCAUGGUAAAUAUUAAAAACGUUUAAUAAAACAGUUUUGAUGUAUAAAAGCUCUUUUCUGACAAUAAAUAAAAUAAGACAUUA
Messenger RNA from Temnothorax curvispinosus, 1922 nucleotides. Its product is annotated as UDP-glucuronosyltransferase 1-9-like. Lineage: Eukaryota; Metazoa; Arthropoda; Insecta; Hymenoptera; Formicidae. The record is from RefSeq and is a predicted model, not a curated record. Gene Ontology annotation, molecular function: UDP-glycosyltransferase activity. The transcript has 6 exons. Bases 64 to 1683 code for a protein of 539 amino acids.